UUUCUUGGAUUUUCCCCAUUUGUCGUCGGGAAAAAUUAAGAAAUACAGCAUUGAAAAAUGAAGAAAUACACGUGUGGGGAUUGUAUGUUUGAUUGUGACGGUGUUUUAGAUCUUCAUCUCCACUUACUACAGCAUUCAGAGGGAGGAAACUACUUGUACAGAAAUGAUCUAAGAACAGCUUUCCCUAAGCAAUCCAAUGUGAGUUGUAGCACUCAGACACUUUCUCCUGACAGUUUGUCUAAAGAAGUACAGACAGAUGAUCCACCUGUAAUAAAUGAAACUGAAAUAAAAGAAGAAACAGAAGAUGAUGUACGAAAUGAAACUGUUGUAGAGGCGGGAUUUAUCGAUACUAGACAAUUGACAGAUGAAAAUUACGUCGACGAUGGCAUGCAAAUUGGAUGGAAAGAAAAAAACUUUUUUGAAGAUUUAGAAAAUAAAGUAAAAUAUACUGAGACAGAGGUAUCGCAAACAAAUGUCAGUGCUGAAUUACCAGUUUGUUUUCAGGCUGAAAAGCUAUUUUUGCUCCACAAUGACACUUUUAGCGCUACUACCAGUGCCGCCACACAAUAUGUAUUUGAACUUGAUGCAAAUGCUGAUGCUUAUGAUGAUAGUCACACAGCCAAAGAUGACAAGAAGAAGAAAUCAAAAGGAAAUAAAUGUAAAAUAGUAGACACAAAUUAUGAUAAACAUGGAGACAGAUUGCUCAAUAGUGAGACUGAAGUGCUGAUAAAUAACAAGAAUGAAGUAUCAAAAACAAGAAAGAGGAAAAAAGGAAAGAAAAACUUUUGGAAAAGAAAAAAGAAAGUGUGUAUUGAUUUGUCAAAAUUAGACGUAAAAGAUAAAUCAGAAGUUCAGAGCUCUCAGUUCAUUUGCCGUGUUUGUGAGAGCAUAUUUACUAACAGACCAAGGUGGGAAAUGCAUAUUGAAGAUAAACAUUAUCAUGAAUAUGAUUUACAGUGUGGGAGUUGUUUCCUACCGUUUGUAAGUGAUGAAGAAACAUCAUCUCACAAUUGCAGCAUUUCUUUCAAUCUGACACACAGUUGUUUAAGCUGCAAAGACAAAAAAGAAUAUAGGUUUGAAAAAAAUCUUAUAAAACAUAUUGAAUGUGAGCAUGAUAAUAUUUUUCCAUUGUCCUGUGAAGUAUGUGGCAAACUAUUGUUGUCAGAGUUGGUGCAACGAAAACAUCUUGCCGAACAUGACCCGUCAUUUAGACAUUGCAACUUGUGUAAUAAAGAUUUCAUUGGUAGACCGUUAAUUCAGUUAGAUGAUCAUUUAUUGAAGCAUGAUGGAAUAAUGAGAUAUCGUUGUCACUUGUGUAAUGAGGCCUACCAUAAAAAGAUAUCCUUAUCACUUCAUCUAACCACAAAACAUGAAAUUGGUAAAAGUCUUUGUGUAUGUGAACAUUGUGGACAUUCAUUUCCCCACCCUAGACAGUUGUAUAAACAUGUAAAAAAUGUCUGUACCAAACAUAAAGUAUUUUGUGAAAUAUGCGAGAAAUGGUUUAGCAGCACAUACAUUUACACCCAUAAAAAAUUACAUUCUGGAGAAAGGCCUUUCAUAUGUGAGAAAUGUGGAGACAGUUUUCCUCUGGCAGAUAGCCUGAAAAUUCAUAUGAAAUAUAAACAUACUUUCGAAAAGAAAUUUAAGUGCAUGCAAUGCGAAAAGGCUUUUGUUAAACUAUCUACACUUCAGCGGCAUGAAAGAGUACACCUGAAAAUUUGCCCACAUAUCUGUGAUUAUUGUGGAAAACAGUUUUCAACAAACUGGAAUUUAAAAGCACAUAUGAGACAGCAUACAGGGGAAGCCCCCUAUAAAUGUUCUAAAUGUGGUGCUGGUUUUGCACAUAACGUUGUUAGGAAAACACAUGAAGCCAAGUGUGGGGUCAAAUGUGAAUAAAUUGAAUAAUUCAGAGUGUGAGGACUAAAUUUAAUGUGAAUGAGGUAAAAUGGACAAAUGUAAAAUAUAGCAAAGUUUUGAGGGCAUUUGUGAAUGAAGCAAAGUGUGAGGUGAAUUAUGAAUGAAAUAAAGUGAGAUGUCAGUGUGAAUGAAGCGAUGUGUGAGGUCAAAUGUGAGUGAUGCAAAGUGUGAGUGAAGUAAAGGUGAAGUCAAAUGUAAAUGAAUCAAAGUGUGAGGUCAGUGUGAAUAAAAUAAACUGUGAGGUCAAUGCAAAUGAAGCAAAGUGUGAAAAGAAAUGUGAAUGAGGCAAAGUGCGAGGUCAAAUGUUAGUGAAAUAAAGGUCAGCGCAAAUGUGAAUGAGGCAAAGUGUGAGGUCAAAUGUUAGUGAAAUAAAGGUCAGCACAAAUGUGAAUGAGGCAAAGUGUGAGGUCAAAUGUUAGUGAAAUAAAGGUCCGCACAAAUGUGAAUGAGGCAAAGUGUGAGGUCAAAUGUUAGUGAAAUAAAGGUCCGCACAAAUGUGAAUGAGGCAAAGUGUGAGGUCAAAUGUUAGUGAAAUAAAGGUCAGCACAAUGUGAAUGAGGCAAAGUGCGAGGUCAAAUGUUAGUGAAAUAAAGGUCAGCACAAAUGUGAAUGAGGCAAAGUGUGAGGUCAAAUGUUAGUGAAAUAAAGUGUGAUGUCAUAAUUAUGUGAGUUAAGUAAAGGUGAGGACAUAUGUGAAUGAAUCAAAGUAUGAGGACAAAUGUGAAUGAAGCAAAGUUUGUGGACAAAUGUGAAUGAAGCAAAGUUUGAGGACAAAUGUGAAUGAAGCAAAGUUUGAGGACAAAAGUGAAUGAAGCAAAGUUUGUGGACAAAUGUGAAUGAAGCAGUUUGUGGACAAAUGUGAAUGAAGCAAAGUUUGAGGACAAAAGUGAAUGAAGCAAAGUUUGAGGACAAAAGUGAAUGAAGCAAAGUUUGUGGACAAAUGUGAAUGAAGCAAAGUUUGAGGACAAAAGUGAAUGAAGCAAAGUUUGAGGACAAAUGUGAAUGAAGCAAAGUUUGUGGACAAAAGUGAAUGAAGCAAAGUUUGAGGACAAACGUGAAUGAAGCAAAGUUUGAGGCAAAGUUUGAGGAAAAGUGAAUGAAGCAAAAUUUGUGGACAAAAGUGAAUGAAGCAAAGUUUGAGGACAAAAGUGAAUGAAGCAAAGUUUGUGGACAAACGUGAAUGAAGCAAAGUUUGAGGACAAACGUGAAUGAAGCAAAGUUUGAGGACAAAAGUGAAUGAAGCAAAGUUUGAGGACAAAAGUGAAUGAACAAAGUUUGUGGACAAAUGUGAAUGAAGCAAAGUUUGUGGACAAAAGUGAAUGAAGCAAAGUUUGAGGACAAAAGUGAAUGAAGUGUGAGGUCAAAUUUGAGUGAAGAAAAGGUGAGGACAAAUGUGAAUGAAGCAAAAUGUUAGGUCAAAUGUUAAACUAAAGUAGUAUGUCUAACACGUGUUGUAUUAAUCAAUGCAGUUACAGCAGAAGCAAAAAUACAAAAGAAAAAAUACACAGGGAUGUGUAAAGAAAAAAGGGUGAGGCAGAAAACGAGAUCUUUGUCUUUUUAACUUUUGUACGGUAGAAUUCACCUUUAAUUCUUGUUGUUUAUUUCUCUUUCCAUCAUUAUGCUCACACAUAUGUGUAGGUUAUAUCCAGUGAAAUAAAACCUGUUGUAAUAUCUCUA
Molecule: messenger RNA, 3594 nt
Organism: Mercenaria mercenaria
Lineage: Eukaryota; Metazoa; Mollusca; Bivalvia; Venerida; Veneridae
Product: zinc finger protein ZFP2-like
Exons: 2
Coding region: 58-1896 (612 amino acids)
Source: RefSeq, a predicted model, not a curated record